Molecule: messenger RNA, 4429 nt
Organism: Acanthochromis polyacanthus (spiny chromis)
Lineage: Eukaryota; Metazoa; Chordata; Actinopteri; Pomacentridae
Gene: scara3
Product: scavenger receptor class A, member 3
Source: RefSeq, a predicted model, not a curated record
UAAAGUUGCACAUGGUUUCUGUCUGAGGAAGUUUAACUUCUCAGGCUCUGGAUGUGAGAGGGAUGAUACUAGAAAACUGUAGGCCAACGCACAUGUUCAGAACUUCCUAUAGCAAUGACAGAAUUUCUAGAAUAUUUGAAAUAAUCUAGAUCAUUUCUUUAGUUGCCGAAGUUUGGUUUUUAUUCAGCCAUACUGGAUGUGGGUGAUUCCUCUUUUUUUCUUUGUAAAUCUGUGGAAAUAAGUGCUUAGGAACUUUUGAGCUUUUUUCCUUUUCAAGUCUUUGGUGACAACAGCCUGACAUCUUAAAGGCACUGUAUAUUUUUGCUGUUCCACACCAGCUGCUGUAUCUGGAGAAAAGGUUGAAGAAGACUGCAGCACGGUUGCCGUCAUACGGUUAAGCAUCAACACACUGGACAAGAUUUUUUGCACAGGAGUCUGCAGCCAAAAAUCAUGAAAGACAACGGUGGUGGAUACGAGAACCAGCUUUUCAAAGAGGAGGACCUCACUGGAGAAGAGGAGGAAGUUCCUUCAUUUUGGGGUCGAACUAGAGGUGGUUGUGUGAGAUGCCAGCAGAGCCAUUCUCUCCAGCUUGCCGUCAAAGUUCUCUAUGGAUUUGUUGCUUUCCUCAUCAUUACUGUUGCAGUGCUGGCAUCACUUGUUUUCAGGAAGGUGGACAACCUGUCCAGUGAGGAAUCAGUCUACCAAAAGAAGAUCAACAAGGCCCAGCAGGGAAUAGAUGAUUUGAGGUCCAUGCCAAACUGUUCAGGCUGCCUUGAUGUAACUCUGUACAGCAAAGAGAUCAGCAAACUGAAGAAAGAGUUUGAAGACAUCCAGAGAAUGAUACUGGGACAGGAGCAGGUCCUGGACCAGGCCUCCCAGACCCAGGGCACCCUGAAGUCCACCAGCAAUAGGCUGACGCGUGAGAGUCAAAACCACCUCAUGUCGAUCAAGCUUCUCAACCAAUCACUGCAAAGGUACCUGGAUCGUGUGGAGGGCUGGAAGGAUGUGAUUGAGGAAACAGAAGAGAAGAUGAAAACGUUGACAGAAGAUCAGUAUGACAUCAAAGCAACAGCACAGCAAGUUAACACAACAGUGGCACUCAGUACCAUGUGGAUAGAUGCCUUGCAGGAAGCAGAUGAAGAGACUCUUGUUCUCCAGAAGUUGACCAGUGUGCAGAACUACAGUCGAGUUCUUGUGUCAUUAAGUCAAACACGAGCAGCACCACAAAACCAUGCGCUUCCUCCAGAACAAUAUCGUAGCAGAUCACCAGAGAAUUGCCAUGAACUGAGUUGUACUAUGACCUACUCACGGUGAUGAAACCUGCAAAUGCAACUUGACAAUGAAUCUUUCAUGGAUGAACAUGAGGAGAAUAUGCAUGACCUUCACUACCAUUCCAGGUACUACGAGAACCGGACAGGUGAACGUUUCUCUGCCUUGGAUGGUCGUCUGAACUCCAUCAUGAUGGAGAUUGACACAAUCUCGUCCAGCAUUAAUGCCACUGUCAGUCACGUCCAGAGCAUGUACAAAUACAUCAACAUCGAGAGCUCGUCCUGCCAGAGUCGCCUGGGAAGACACACAGAGAUCUUGCAGAACCUGAAUAGCACAGUUGUGUUACUUCUCCGCUUAGCCGCAAUGAGGCAGCAGAACAUGUUACUGAAUGGCAGACUGGAUGUGGAUGUCAGGGAUUUGUCUAUGGUGAUGGAGGAGAUGAAGCUUGUAGAUGUUUUACAUACACAGCUCAUAAAGAACUUCACAAUAGUAAAAGGUGCUCCUGGACCACCUGGACCCAAAGGGAACCGAGGUGAGACUGGCCCAAAAGGACCUGUGGGAUUGAGUGGCAGUAAGGGGGACCGAGGCCCCAUAGGAAGCCGUGGAUCUGUUGGAGAGAAGGGUUCUCUUGGUUCCAAAGGAGCACCGGGUGAACCCGGCUCCAGUGGCAACAGAGGGGCAACAGGUAUCAAAGGAGCCAAAGGAUCCAUUGGUCCACCAGGUGCCAAGGGUGACAGGGGCCAGAAAGGUGAAACUGGCCCCUCUGGUAGUGAUGGCAGUCCAGGACCCACAGGGCCUCAAGGGAUACAGGGCCAGACAGGCCUACCAGGUAUCAUUGGGCCACCAGGGCCUAAAGGAAAACCUGGGCCAGUAGGGCCACCUGGACCACCAGGACUCCCUGGCCCUCCAACCUUGUUCAGCCAUGACUCGGUAUCCACCCAGCAGCAAACUGUGACACCUGCUGCCGGCUCCAAGAGACAGUAGAGAGAAAAAAGGUGAUUUGUCAAAGAAGCUGGAGAUUCGCAGUGAUUGGAGACAUACACUGUAUUGCCAAAAGUAUUCGCUCACCAGCCUUGACUCGCAUAUGAUAUAAGUGACAUCCCAUUCCUAAUCCAUUGGGUUCAAUAUGACGUCGGUCCACCCUUUGCAGCUAUAACAGCUUCAACUCUUCUGGGAAGGCUGUCCACAAGGUUUAGGAGUGUGUCUAUGGGAUUUGACCAUUCGUCCAAAAGUGCAUUUGUGAGGUCACACACUGAUGUUGGACCAGAAGGCCUGGCUCUCAGUCUCCGCUCUUAUUCAUCCCAAGGUGUUCUGUCAGGUUGAGGUCAGGACUCUGUGCAGGCCAGUCAAGUUCAUCCACACCAGACUCUGUCAUCCAUGUCUUUAUGGACCUUGCUUUGUGCACUGGUGCACAGUCUUGUUGGAAGGACGGGGCCAGCUCCAAACUCUUCCCACAAAGUUGGGAGCAUGGAAUUGUACAAAAUGCCUUGGUAUGCUGAAGCAUUCAGAGUUCCUUUCACUGGAAUAAGGGGCCAAGCCCAACUCCUGAAAAACAAGCCCACACCAUAAUCCCCCUCCACCAAACUUUACACUUGCCAACAAUGCAGUCCGACAAGUAUUGUUCUCCUGGCAACUGCCAAACCCAGACUGGUCCAUCAGAUUGCCAGAUGGAGAAGCACGAUUGGUCACUCCAGAGAACGCGUCUCCACUGCUCUAGAGUCCAGUGGCGGUGUGCCUUACACCACUGCAUCCGACGCUUUACAUUGGACUUGGUAAUGUAUGGCUUGUAUGCAGCUGCUCGGCCAUGGAAACCCAUUCCAUGAAGCUCUCUGUGCACUGUUCUUGAGCUAAUCUGAAGGCCACAUGAAGUUUGAAGGUCUGUAGUGAUUGACUCUGCAGAAAGUUGGCAACCUCUUGGCACUAUGCGCCUCAGCAUCUGCUGACCCUGCUCCUCAGUUUAUGUGGCCUAUCACUUGGUGGCUGAGUUGCUGUCGUUCCCGACACUUCCACUUUCUUAUAAUACAACUGACAGUUGACCGUGGAAUAUUUAGGAGCGAGGAAAAGUCAUGACUGGAUUUGUUGCACAGGUGGCAUCCUAUCACAGUUCCACACUGGAAUUCACUGAGCUCCUGAGAGCGACCCAUUCUUUGACAAAUAUUUGUAAAAACAGUCUGCAUGCCUAGGUGCUUGAUUUUAUACACCUGUGGCCAUGAAAGUGAUUGGAACACCUGAUUCUGAUUUUUUGGAUGGGUGAGCAAAUACUUUUGGCAAUAUAGUGUAAUUAUACAUUUCUAUGACAUUGGCAAGACUUUAAUGAACAAUUGCCACAAAUUAAUUCCAACAUGGAGGUUGAAAGGAGGCAUUCCCCAGAUGAAAAGACAUGGCCACGUAAAAUAAAAUGAAAUGGAAGGCCUAAAAAAAGAAAACAGUAAUCCUCCCACAGGCUCAAACUGCUGUUAAGAAAGGAAAUAAAGGCUGAAAAUGCACUGUUUUGGACAGACUUUGAAUUUUGUAUGGUGGUGGUCUUCGUACAACUCAUAGGAUGUUGUUUUACAUCAAGAUACAGUAAGCAUGCUUAUCCAUAAACUGAUUUACUAAUGUACAAUACAAGUACUGUACAGACCAGAAAAAUGCCGAUAAUAUAAAAUAAAAAAAAGAAAGUUCUGCUCAGUUGAAUGUAUUAUAAGCAAAGAAUGUGUUUGAGGUUAUUGUCAAGCCACCAAAACCUCUUGGGACAUAAUAAAUAGGAGGUUUGUCAACCACGAAUUUGGGCUGUAGUACUGGUGUUUUCUAUCCAGACUAUUCAAACUUUUAUAUUCCCAUGUAGUGGAAAAUAUCAUGUUUUGCAUUAAGUACACAUUACUGAUUAUCCUUUCAGAAUGGAUUGCAUUUGUUUUUUUGUAAAGUGUAAAUUUAAAAAUCAGUUUGCUUAACUUUGGUGCUUCAGAGCAGGUACUCUGAAGACCUUUACAUUUACUGGGUCUGUGGUAUAUGGUUUUGAAGAGGUAAAGUUGCAGAUUUUUCUUAGUCUUAACUUUGUCAUACAUUAUAUAUAAAUGUUCUUUUGUUGUUACUGCUGUUGGUCAAGAAAAAUAAAAUUGAAAGUAAUAACAUCCUGUUCACAUGUGAAAAUAUAAUGGGAGUUCAUUCACUUGCCUGA